GCUCAUGGAUGGACUCUCUUUCGGCUCUUCUUGGACAUGUUUGUCAAACGUGCGGAGAGGCGGCGGCGGGUAGUGAGGGGGGAAGUGGGGGCUGGCUGGCCGGCAAGAGCGCGUUGCCCGGGCGAUCGACUACGCGUAAACAAAGUGAUGCUCGUGCACCCCGACCUCUCAUACACAAUAUAAUAAUUGCUACACAACUUCCAGUACAAUAUUGCGCACACAAACACCUCUGCAAACUGUACAUUCAUGCCCAUUGGAACUCUCCUGCGCAACGACGGCAUACACAGACACCCCCAUCCACAUCCACCACGCCCGACGUAGCCAUGGCUAUGGAACCACCUCCGCGGCCAUCGAGCUCGCUCUUCGACGUCUAUCUGCGUCUACGCCCUUCCAAUUCGGCUAAUGCCCGUUUUCUAACCGUAGAGGAAAACGAAGCUACCCACCCGACUCACAUCACCAUCAAGCCUCCCACCUCCGACAACCGGAAACGCGCUAUAGAGCGCCAUGCCUUUACCCGCGUAUUCGAGGAAGACGCAAAGCAACUCGACCUAUUCAGCGGCAUCCGUGCUGCAUCUGUCAUUGAGGGAGUCUUGGGUGCGCCAGGACAUCAUGGCCGAGAUGGGUUGAUAGCCACACUAGGCGUUACCGGCUCAGGCAAGAGUCAUACCAUUCUCGGAACUAAAUCACAGCGCGGCCUCACACAAAUGGCCCUUCAAGUGCUCUUCCAGAGCACUGGUGGCCAGCUUGUGCAGUCCUUCUAUGGUGCCCCUGCCUUUUCCUCCCUGGCAGCAGCCGAUGUGUCCGAAUCCAACAUGUUCACCGCGACUGCCUAUCUGGACUCUUUGUAUGGCGAUGAUCAAUCAGAGCGUUUCCCUUCACGAGGCAACACUCCCAUGCCGGUAUAUGACCUGUAUCCCAUUCUCAAAUCUACUUUCUCUUCAAGGCCCAGUGCUGGCAUUCACUCUAUCCGUCCGGUGUCCGGGACUCUGUCUCGCAUCACUCGGUCCAUGACAACGAAGCCAGGCUCACCACCCAAAAAGGACUGCAGUUCGUUCAUUACCAACGGAGGCUCGCGAAGAACCAACAAGAUACCGCGUCCUUCAACUCUUCCACAAACUCCAGACAUGGAUCAUGUCGCUCUCCCUGUUGAUACGACCGCCGAAUUCGCAAUCAUCAUUUCCAUGUACGAAGUCUAUAACGAUCGUAUCUUCGAUCUCUUGACAGGCAGUGCGAUCAAGAACAAGCAUUCAAGCCUGAAGCGCCGAGCGCUACUUUUCAAGAGCACUGAACAGAGUACAGACCGCAAAGUGGUCGCGGGCUUGACCAAGAUAAUCUGCGGUAGUUUCGAGGAGGCCUUGAUGGUCCUGGAAACCGGCUUAGUGGAGCGUAAGGUUGCCGGGACUGGCAGCAAUGCUGUGAGCUCCCGCAGCCACGGAUUCUUCUGUGUGGAGGUCAAGAAGAGGGAUGCACAACGCAAAGGACCUUGGUCAAGCUCUACUAUGACCAUCGUUGACUUGGCCGGAUCGGAGCGAGCACGACAAGCGAAGACAGCUGGUGAGACGCUGGCAGAAGCUGGAAAGAUCAACGAAUCCCUCAUGUAUCUCGGCCAGUGCAUGCAGAUGCAAUCCGACAACCAAGGCGGUUCAAAGAACAUCAUCCCCUUCCGCCAAUGUAAGCUCACCGAGCUCCUCUUCUCAAACUCCUUCCCCUCUUCGUCGCGCCAACAAAACUAUCACCACCCCCAAAAGUCCAUCAUGAUCGUCAACGCCGAUCCUAAAGGCGAUUUCAACGCCACAUCCCAAAUUCUCCGUUACUCUGCUCUCGCCCGCGAAGUAACAGUCCCUCGAAUACCAUCCACAUCCUCCACGAUCCUCGCAAGCGGCCCCACUGGUCGCAGCCACAAGCACACCUCCAGCGCAUCCUCCGGUCGCACUACUCCAUCAGGCCGGGCCACUCCGUCAGGACGGACCACACCCUCCGCCAUGCUCGAAGAGCUCGACGCAAGCAAUGCAGAGAUUGCGCGCUUAACAGCCGAAAUGGAAGUCUUUGCCAUGCGCCUAGCCGAAGAAACAGCGCGUCGUAGAGCAGCCGAAGCUAGCUGGCGCGCCGCCGAAGACCGCAUGGCCGACCGCGAGCAAGAAGUUCGCGACGAAUGCCACGCCUUCACCGAACACGCCGUCGAAGCCGAGCGUCGUCGAUGGCAGUCUGCUCUUGAUUCUGAGCUUGAGAACCAGCAGAAUCAUCUCGAUAGCAAAAUCGACAUCGUUAUCCAGGCCACCAAGGCGCAGGUUCGUCAGAGCGACGACGCCGUCAAGGUCUAUGAAGAUCCGGAUCCUGAGCUCCAGGAGCGAGUGCAAGAGUUGGAGUUACAGAACGAGAUUUUGAGAGCCAAGCUCGAAGCUAAAGAGAGGGAAGGCCAGGCGAGGACUUCGAGCCCGGUCAAGAAGAUGAGAGUGCUCAAAGCGAAGCGGUGGGAGGAUCCGGAGAGCGUGGCAGGCUUAGGAUUUGCCGAUGAUUAA
Periconia digitata is the source of this 2519-nucleotide messenger RNA. Lineage: Eukaryota; Fungi; Ascomycota; Dothideomycetes; Pleosporales; Periconiaceae. The record is from the annotation of a GenBank genome assembly.